Bactrocera dorsalis (oriental fruit fly) is the source of this 1575-nucleotide messenger RNA. Its product is annotated as lachesin-like. The transcript has a single exon. The record is from RefSeq and is a predicted model, not a curated record. Lineage: Eukaryota; Metazoa; Arthropoda; Insecta; Diptera; Tephritidae. The coding region runs from base 788 to 1513 and encodes 241 amino acids. Gene Ontology annotation, cellular component: neuron projection.
CGUUUAUGUCGCUCAUUCGCUGUGCAACAGUCAAAGCUUGUGGACGUACCUGGCGAGCAGUGAACGGUGUUUUCAAACGGUGUUAUGUUCUGAGUUUUAAACUGGGCUUAAACGAACGAGCGUGUGUGAGUGUGUGCUUUUGUGCGUUGCUUUCCUCGCGUCUUUACUUCAUAAAUAGUAACAAAAGCAACGAAAUAUCCAACACAAAUAGCAAAGUGAGCAAUAAACAAACGGCUAAAGAAAAUAUAUUUCUAUAGUGUUGUUGUACUUACUUUUGUUGUGUCUAAAAGAACUGUGGUUAAAAGUUAAGGUGAAAAUCGUCAGCAUCCGAAUGUGAAGUAGAUGGAAUACAGAGAAUAAAGAGAGACUAUAAGCAUAAGCAACCAAAUACAACAACAAAGUGUAGGUCUCGCAAGACAAUUGCACUGAGUAUUAUUCAUUAUACGCUUUAAGUGUGUUCGUACUUCGUGUGUAAUUCGAAUGGAUGCAAAGUGAUCGCCAAAGCCAGACUCUGAAAUUCACUAAAGCGAAGCAGAGGCAACAGUUAAAAAAGCUACGAGCGCAAAGAAGCAGCAAAUAAGCCAAUCAGCUAGCCAACGAAAGAGUAUUCAUCGAAAGUUAUUUAUUCAUAUAGUAAACCACUUUGCAAUUUAUACAUAUACAUAUAGUAUACACUCACUCGUAAGGUUAUUUUAGGGUGUGGUGCGUAAAAUUUACCCAGAAAUAAUUUAAUAAAUCACGUGAAAAUCGUCAGUGUACAACUUAUAAUAAAAAGAAUUGUAUUGCAAUGAGCCUGUUGUCAAGAAAACAGCGAUCGACAGCCAACUUCAUGGCCAACACUAUGUCCUCAUCGUUCACCUUCAUAGUCGCCAUUGUGGUAUGCUUAUUGGCGCUACUGGCAGGCAGUGCGCAAGCGCAGCGUACUCCAACAAUUUCGUACAUCACACAAGAACAAAUUAAGGAUAUCGGUGGCACGGUCGAAUUCGAUUGCUCGGUACAGUACGCGAGUGACUAUCAAGUACUGUGGUCAAAGACGGAUGCCGAUCCCGUCUUCUUGUCGACCGCCUCAACGUUGGUGAUUAAAGAUUCACGAUUUUCUCUACGUUAUGAUCCCAAUUCCUCCACAUAUAAACUGCAAAUCAAGGACAUCCAGGAGACUGAUGCAGGCACAUACACCUGUCAAGUGGUAAUUUCCGUCGUACAUAAAGUCAGUGCCAAUGUGAAGCUUUCCGUUCGUCGUCCACCCGUCAUCUCCGACAAUUCAACACAAUCGAUAGUGGCGAGCGAAGGCAGUGAAGUGCAGAUGGAAUGCUAUGCCAGCGGGUAUCCGACGCCAUCAAUUACUUGGCGUCGUGAGAACAAUGCCAUUCUACCAACAGGUAAGCUCAUUGCUUUGAGAAAAUUAUGUAUAAUUUUUCAGGAUAACAAGAGACUUUCGUUCCACAUUCAAGCACUCGUGUUUUUUAUAGUUAAAACUGUACUAGAAAAUUUUCUUUCCAAUAACAAGUACUAACGUUUGUCCUAAUGCUUUUUAUGCUUGGAUGACCCAAAUAAAAAUGCCAAUUAUAAAAUCUA